Molecule: messenger RNA, 2958 nt
Organism: Mizuhopecten yessoensis (Yesso scallop)
Lineage: Eukaryota; Metazoa; Mollusca; Bivalvia; Pectinida; Pectinidae
Product: vacuolar protein-sorting-associated protein 36-like
Exons: 13
Coding region: 26-1174 (382 amino acids)
Biological process (GO): protein transport to vacuole involved in ubiquitin-dependent protein catabolic process via the multivesicular body sorting pathway
Cellular component (GO): late endosome membrane; ESCRT II complex
Molecular function (GO): ubiquitin binding; phosphatidylinositol-3-phosphate binding
Source: RefSeq, a predicted model, not a curated record
GAAGGAUACGGAAACUCUAGAGAAAAUGGACAGAUUUGAGUGGGGUGACGAUAGUUUCCUUCCUGGCGAAAAACAAGUAUUACAGCAGCGAGGGGUGGCUUUGUAUGAUGGUCACGAAAAGACUUCCUUUCAAGACGGAAUUUUGGUUUUAUCCACACAUAAAUUAAUUUGGAAAGAUGUAACGGACAGAUCCCGUAUUUUGGUAUUACACCUCUCACUCGUGGUGUUUCUGGAAGAACAACCAUCAGGAUUCGCUAAAAGUGCCAAAAUAGUUGUUCACCUAAAUGCUGUGCCAAGUCAAAAAAAACCUGGACCUGUCUCUCACAGUGCCAACCAUUUCAUCAGACUCUCCUUCAGGGAUGCAGGUGAAAGAGAGUUUAAUCAGGCAUUUUCUGAGCAGUUACAAAAAAGGCUAUGGGAACAAAGUCUACCAACAGCAACCCCUGGACCACAGGGUGGGCGGCAUCGGGCCGGGAUUAUGGGUAUUGAGCGAUCAUUGAAACAAAAACAGAAAGACACAGACAAAGAUAUUUCUAAAGCUUUUGAGGAUCUCAGCAAACUAAUGGAAAAGGCAAAGGAAAUGGUUAAUUUAUCAAAAACAAUAGCAGCAAAGAUAAAAGACAGACAAGGAGAAAUAUCGGAAGAUGAGACAGUGAAGUUUAAGUCCUAUUUACUCAGUAUGGGUAUACCGGACCCUGUAACCAGGGAAACGCACGGAACUGGUGACAAAUACUACUCAGAGCUGGCUAAACAGUUGUCAAAGGUCUUAGAGAAACAACUUCAGGAAUGUGGAGGUAUCAUGACUUUAACUGAUGUGUACUGCCGUGUUAACAGAGCCAGGGGAAUGGAGUUGCUUUCACCAGAGGAUAUGUUACAUGCUUGUGAAUUGUUGGAGUCACUUAGGUUACCUGUGAGAAUGAAGAUGUUUGACAGUGGGGUGAUAGUUUUACAGCUACAAUCACAUGAUGAGGAAAGAGUGAUAAGUGAUACGACUGAUCUGGUUAAAGAGAAAACGUCGCUGACUGCUGAUGAGUUGGCUCAGCUACAAGGGGUGUCUGUGAUAUUGGCUAAAGAAAGGUUAUUGCUGACAGAGAAAGUUGGUGGAGUUUGUCGAGACGAGACUGUGGAAGGACUGAGAUUUUACAGCAAUUUGUUUUUGACAAGGACAGAUUAAUAGAUAAUGUAUUAAGUGGAAUGUGGUCAAUGCAGACGCCUUCACUUCUAGCCACAGUGGUGGGAUUAUAAGAUAAUGUAUUAAGUGGAAUGUGAUCAAUGCAGACGCCUUCACUUCUAGCCACAGUGGUGGGAAUAUAAGAUAAUGUAUUAAGUGGAAUGUGAUCAAUGCAGACGCCUUCACUUCUAGCCACAGUGGUGGGAAUAUAAGAUAAUGUAUUAAGUGGAAUGUGAUCAAUGCAGACGCCUUCACUUCUAGCCACAGUGGUGGGAAUAUAAGAUAAUGUAUUAAGUGGAAUGUGAUCAAUGCAGACGCCUUCACUUCUAGCCACAGUGGUGGGAAUAUAAGAUAAUGUAUUAAGUGGAAUGUGAUCAAUGCAGACGCCUUCACUUCUAGCCACAGUGGUGGGAAUAUAAGAUAAUGUAUUAAGUGGAAUGUGAUCAAUGCAGACGCCUUCACUUCUAGCCACAGUGGUGGGAAUAUAAGAUAAUGUAUUAAGUGGAAUGUGAUCAAUGCAGACGCCUUCACUUCUAGCCACAGUGGUGGGAAUAUAAGAUAAUGGGAUUACGAGGAUGCUUUGAAUGGAAAAGUGAAAAUAUUUCCCAAAAAUGCAGACAAGUUUAAUUUUACUGACUGUCCAGAAGUCUUGUGGAUGUAAACAAAAGUUUCUGACUUCCAAUUUUCUGUGGAAACCUCCUGAUUUUCAAAACAAAUAAUUUUACUCAAGUCAAAAACAAAGUUUAACCCUGACUGGAUUGUGGGACAUCCAGAUAAGUUAUCCAACGAUUAAUGAGGUUGGAUAGUAAGACAACUAGAUGAGUGGUGGCCAGAUUAACAAAAUUGGAUUGUGGGACAUCCAAAUUACAGGUGGCACAGUGGAUAGAUUACUUGCCUUUCACCAAGGUGGCCGGGGUUCGAUUCUCCGAUCGAACGUGAAAAGGAAUGGGGUCACCUGCCUGACCACGUGGUUUUCUCCGGGUACUCUGGUUUCUUCUCACAUUAAGAACCUGCAUGCGCUAACAUCUGGGCCAACAGGAGUGAUUAAUAUAAGCUGAAAAACUUGCUUCAUAAUUGUUGUAAAAUAAAUCAAGUUUAUAAGUUUAUAUGCUACAGGGCUGGAUUGUGGGGCAACCAGAUAAGUGGUUGCCAGAUUUAUAAAGCUGGAUUUUGGGACAUCCGGUUUAGUGGUGACUGGAUUAACAGUGCCAGAUAGUGAGAUGACUUGACCAAUGGUGGCUGAAGUAAUAAAACUGGACAGUGGGACAACCAGUUUCAUGGCGGCUAGGUUGGAUCAGUAGUGGCUUGAUAGUGAGAUGACCGUAUUAGUGGCAAGUGGGUGGAUUAAGGAGGCUUGGUAAGGAAAUGAUCCUAUUAGUGGCCAGUGGGGGGAUUAAGGAGGCUGGAUAAGGAGAUGACCGUAUUAGUGGCCAGUCGGUGGAUUAAGGAGGCUGGAUAAGGAGAUGACCGUAUUAGCGGCCAGUGGGUGGAUUAAGGAGGCUGGAUAAGGAGAUGACCGUAUUAGCGGCCAGCGGGGGGAUUAAGGAGGCUGGAUAAGGAGAUGACCGUAUUAGCGGCCAGUGGGGGGAUUAAGGAGGCUGGGUAAGGAGAUGACCGUAUUAGUGGCCAGGCGGUGGAUUAAGGAGGCUGGAUAAAGAGAUGACCAUAUAAGAGGCCAGUGGGUGGAUUAAGGAGGCAGGGUAAGGAGAUGACGGUAUUAGUGGCCAGUGGGUGGAUUGAGGGGGCUGGAUAAGGGGAUGACCGUAUUAGUGGCCAGAGGGUGGAUU